AAGUGUAAGGAGGAGGCAAAGAUUCAGACUCGAGAGGAGCACGAGGGUGAAUGAUGGAAGAAAAUAGCAGAGAUAAUCGGAGACAAGGGAAGAGAUGGCAAAGGAAAAGAACCUCUUCAUCUUCAUCUUCAUCUUCAUCAUCUUCUUCUUCUUCUCACAUCAAUAAUCUCGAUGAUGGUUGUCUUAUGCAUAUCUUCAGCUUCCUCCCCCCUAUUCCAGAUCGCUUUAAUACCGCACUCGUUUGCCACAGAUGGAAUUACUUGGCAUGUCAUCCUCGCCUGUGGCUGCGUGUAGAUCGAUCAGUCAAAGACUUAUCUCAACCUGGUGUUUUCCCAAAUAUUGAAACUGCUGUUUCUGCUUCAAGACCGGGGGAUACUAUUUUAAUAGCAGCUGGUGGAAGUCAUCAUACCUCAAACAUUCAAAUAAAGAAACCACUCUGCUUGAUUGGUGCAGGUGAACUUCCAGAUGACACAACGCUCAUUUGUUCGCGAGGUUCAGACAGUGCAUUGGAGCUCCUUUCCACCUGCAAAUUAGCAAACCUGACUGUGAAGGCAGAGCUUGGUUGCUGCUUGCUACAUAGAAAGGGAAGGCUAACUGUUGAUGGAUGCAUUCUACAAUGUGAAUCUAAUCCCCUGGAUUUUCUUUCAUGCCCCAUUGUGAGCACAGCGAAUAGCAGUGAGGUGCUUCCAUCGCAAACGAAGAGCAAUGGUGGUGGUGAUGGUGUGUUUGUUUCUCAAACCCGCAUUGAAGGAGGUGCCAAAGCUGUUGUGACAAGUGGGGAUCUGGCCCUGCAACGAGUCCGAGUGAUUUAUGCCCGAACUUCGCUUCUUUUCUGGUUUGAUGUGGAGCAAAUGUGACCAAAGUGGUCAUCACAAGCCUUGUGAUAUCAUCUGUUCUUUUAGUUACCUAGACGGCUAGACUUGUCUGUAAUUUAUUUUAGGAGUCACUAUAGUUAUGAUUAAUCUUUUACCGGUGUUUUUUCUAUUCUUGUUAUGUACCAUUUGGAUGGGUUACAUAUGUAUCAAAAGUUGAAAUUUCUGUGAUCUUUAAAUAA
Lotus japonicus is the source of this 1054-nucleotide messenger RNA. RefSeq names its product F-box protein SKIP5. The transcript has 5 exons. Bases 51 to 857 code for a protein of 268 amino acids. The record is from RefSeq and is a predicted model, not a curated record. Lineage: Eukaryota; Viridiplantae; Streptophyta; Magnoliopsida; Fabales; Fabaceae. Gene Ontology annotation, molecular function: protein binding.